Molecule: messenger RNA, 2061 nt
Organism: Lentinula edodes (shiitake mushroom)
Lineage: Eukaryota; Fungi; Basidiomycota; Agaricomycetes; Agaricales; Omphalotaceae
Exons: 11
Coding region: 44-1945 (633 amino acids)
Biological process (GO): cell division
Cellular component (GO): anaphase-promoting complex
Molecular function (GO): protein binding
Source: RefSeq, a predicted model, not a curated record
UGUUUGGCACUUUCCUUUGUUCUCUCCAAGUCUCAAUCAUCAAAUGGCGAACUUGACGCACUCCGAUACGAAUGUUGUGCAAGAUCUUCGAAACUCCAUUAGAGAGUGUACGAGUAGAGGGCUUCUGUUUGCAGCUAAAUGGUCAUCCGAGCUCCUCUUGUCAAUACCAGCAUCGAGAAGACAUGUAUCACACCCUACAAAACGUCAACCAACUUUCUCUACUUCUACACCUGCUCGAAGUCGUUCUCCGCGUCCAUCCUUUGUUGAUGAAUCACCUGUGCCUACACAGAUAUUGCCCCAGCUUUCCCAACCUCCUCAAUCGUCCGCUCCUACCCGACAUCCUCAUGCACCUCUGCUAGCACCUUUUGACUAUGGAUCUGAAGAAUUCGAUGCUCAAGAGGAAGAUUCGUUAGCUACCGCCAGGAUCUGUUUCGAAUCGAAGGAGUAUUCUCGUGUACCAGCCCUUGUUGUUGGAUGCGUCAGCCCCGCAGCACGGUUCAUGUCCGUGUAUAGCCGCUUCCUGGUUUCGGAACAUAGUGCUAUCUCGGAAUGGCACAAAUUCGAUGCUACUCGAAAUCAACCGGUUGAACCGAUAAACGAUACCAUCCAGGAGUUGCUUCGGGAGGUCGUCAGCGACACUGAUCCUUUCCUCCUCUUUCUGAAGGCAAUCUUUCUUUCUCGUUUUUCGCGACGAGAGGAGGCAAUCGAGGCCGCUAUAUUGUCAAUCGCCGGUUUUCCUUGGAAUUGGUCGUCUUGGACUCUUCUGUCUAGUUGCAUCCGGGAUGGUGAAGAGCUAACAGCGCUCCUUCCAUUGUUGCCUCUUCCUCCGACACAUCCUCUGGUUCAGAUGUUCCAGAUCAGAACAUUGAAUGAACUUCAAAAUCCCUCGGAGAACGAAAUUGCUCUCUGUGAUCGCCUACUUGAAUUAGAGAACUAUCCUGGAAGUCUCUGGCUCAUGAUACAACGCGCCACCGCGCUCUAUCAUCUUCAUGAUUUCGGACAAGCGGAAGCCCAGUUCGAUCGAAUUUUUGCUUUAGACCCAUACAGAAUUGACGAUAUUGACAUCCUUUCCAACAUCUUGUACGUCACUAACAAUCGGUUGAAACUAACAAAGCUGGCCAAUGAAUUCUUGGCUGUCGAUAAAAACCGUCCAGAAGUUUGCUGUUUGGUUGGCAACCACUAUUCCCUUCGAGGUGAACAUAUCAAGGCAAUCAAGUACUUUCGACGCGCCACUCAACUGGACAGAACCUAUCUCUCUGCCUGGACAUUGAUGGGCCAUGAGUAUGUUGAGAUCAAAAACUCGCACGCCGCGAUUGAAGCAUAUCGUCGAGCAGUCAAUAUCAACCGGAAAGAUUAUCGAGCUUGGUACGGUCUAGGUCAAGCGUAUGAGCUUUUGAACAUGCAUGAGUAUGCGCUGCACUAUUAUCAGUAUGCAACAGCCUUGAAACCUUAUGAUGUCCGAUUGUGGCAAGCCCAAGGAAUGUGCUACGAGGAAAUGGGAAGAUUGAGAGAGGCAGUUGAAUGCCUCAAGCGUGCUCUUAUUCCAGCAGAUCCCCAUGAAAUCACUAUCAACUUGAUGUUAGCUCGAAUCUAUAGAGACCUCGAUGAGCAUGCAGAAGCCGUAGCAUAUCACCGACGUGUGGUGGAAGUUUGCCAGUCUGACUUACGUCCUGUUCAGGAUUACGCGAAAUCGUGCUUGGAGGUUGCUGCGUAUCAGCUGAAAAUACCGGACGGGCACCUUUUGUUGGCACAGGAUUAUCUGGAACGGGUGGCUGCUAGUAACGCAGAAGAUGUUGACCGAGCUGUGGAGAUGCUGAAAGCGGUGCAUAUUGCUAUGCAGGCGAGAAUACGUUCGACCAAUGAAGAAUUAGGCAGAGUCUUGAAUAUGUUAGCCACAACAGAUGCUGCUCAAGGAAUUAUUCCUCCUCCUCCUACAUAUCAAUAGUACUUAUUCAAGCUCAACUAUGUACACCGGUAGAGUAUACGUAUCAUAAUUUAACCGCGGAACUUCCGAACCGUGGCAACUUUCGUCAUACAGCAAUAUGAUUAUUAUCACUGUUA